Messenger RNA from Drosophila persimilis, 1459 nucleotides. RefSeq names its product adenosine 3'-phospho 5'-phosphosulfate transporter 2 (gene Papst2). Gene Ontology annotation, cellular component: endoplasmic reticulum membrane; Golgi membrane. The record is from RefSeq and is a predicted model, not a curated record. Gene Ontology annotation, biological process: transmembrane transport. The coding region runs from base 177 to 1355 and encodes 392 amino acids. Gene Ontology annotation, molecular function: 3'-phosphoadenosine 5'-phosphosulfate transmembrane transporter activity. The transcript has 3 exons. NCBI's taxonomy places the organism in Eukaryota, Metazoa, Arthropoda, Insecta, Diptera, Drosophilidae.
GUCUUUUUUCAAUGUAGCGGAAUCUGCACACUUGUGGGUAAAUGAUGUAACCUAAAGAUCGGCAUGUCAAAUCAAUCUUGUAAACGUGGAAUCCCUCACAUUGCGUGGCAGUAAUCUACGCGGCAAGCGCAGCACAUAACUCUCUGUGAUACAGACACAAUCUUCGACUGAACAGAAUGGGUGACGGUCAAGCCGGAAGCGUUAUCAACAUCAACGGGAGUGCGAGUGGGCAGCAGGCUCCGACAUCGAAUUCUCCGACCUUGACGAGAAAGUCGUCAUCAUCGGAGCUUCCGCCGGAAUUGCGGAUCCUGUGCUUUGAUCUGACACACUACAAUCAAACAACGCAGUUUCUGCUAAGCUGUGCGGGCGUCUUUAUACUCUACAUCCUAUAUGGGUAUCUGCAGGAACUCAUUUUCACGGUGGAGGGAUUCAAGCCCUUUGGCUGGUUCCUCACGCUCGUCCAGUUCGGCUACUACAUUGGCUUCGGCUUGGUGGAACGCCGCCUGGAGGCCUACAGAUCGGGUCGACGUUCAUUGUGGAACGUUGAGCCGGCGCCACGUUGCAUUCCCAUGAAAACCUACCUAGUUCUGGCUGCUCUAACCCUGGGCACCAUGGGCCUGUCCAACUCGAGCCUGGGCUACCUCAACUAUCCCACCCAAGUGAUCUUCAAGUGCUGCAAGCUAAUUCCAGUGCUUGUGGGCAGCAUCCUUAUACAGGGCAAGCGAUAUGGCCCGCUGGACUUUGCGGCCGCCUCCUGCAUGUGCAUCGGUCUGGCAUGGUUCACCCUGGCCGAUUCCCAGAUGACGCCCAACUUUAAUCUUCUGGGAGUUGCUAUGAUUUCGGGAGCUCUGCUGUGUGAUGCGGCGAUCGGCAAUGUCCAGGAGAAGGCCAUGAAGGAGCACAAGGCUCCUAGCAGCGAGGUGGUCUUCUAUUCGUACGGAUUGGGUUUCGUUUAUCUGUUUGUAAUCAUGCUGGUCACGGGAAACUUUUUCAGUGGAUUCGCCUUCUGCUUGGAGCAUCCCCUUCAAACCUUCGGUUACGGGUUCCUGUUCAGCCUGUCCGGCUACUUGGGCAUACAAUUUGUAUUGGCGCUGGUAAGAAGCAGCGGUGCGCCUAUAGCUGCCACCGUGACAACCGCACGAAAGGCUGUGACCAUCGCUUUUUCCUUUGUGCUCUUCAGCAAACCCUUCACUGUGCAAUAUCUUUGGUCUGGUCUGAUAGUUGUGCUCGGCAUCUAUCUUAACGUCUAUAGCAAAAAGAACAAACUGACGUUUGCGGACAUCCGUUCCAGGUUUAAGCAAUUCGGCUUCAGGCUAGCACGGUCACCAAGUCGAAAAUUCCUCAUCGAAGUAUAAUUUGAAUACCAAAAAUAUGCACUAGUUUUUAGUCAAACCGGAACAACGGCUUUCUAUAAGAAAGCUAUGUACUACAAUUACUUAAUUAUAUACUAUACAAAUCA